Molecule: messenger RNA, 1287 nt
Organism: Pestalotiopsis fici W106-1
Lineage: Eukaryota; Fungi; Ascomycota; Sordariomycetes; Amphisphaeriales; Sporocadaceae
Exons: 3
Coding region: 1-1287 (428 amino acids)
Source: RefSeq, a predicted model, not a curated record
AUGACUUCGCCGACAACAAUGGGAGUCACUGGUUUUCAGUUCAUCACCUCGGUGAAUACAAUCAAGCGGGAUGAUGAGACGAGGAAAAGAGUACGGUCACACGCAAGGCGCCAGAAGUUACCCAACGAGCCUUCGGCGAGACAGUCUGCAACGCCAAAGAGAGCAUCUCAGAAGGAACGUGUUUCCAAAUUUCGGGUGAAUCAGAGGCCUUCGUCAUCUGCCCAUAGAUAUACACCACCAAAGUCUUCUUCUCCUCGAAGCGAGGCAAGCCCUAGCGACACCUCAUCGACACAUUUGCCCACAGAUUCACAGCAUCUGCUCCCAGCAGCUAGUCCGACGUCAACUGAUGCAGAAGGGACCACCUAUGAUGAACUCAUCAGUGAAAUCAAGAUUGAGCAGAGGCAGGAUGGUUACCAGAGCGACAUGCCAACUGACAACGGACUUGGCCUCAUCGUGGCGUCACAUCUGCCUGCAUUUUCUGUGCUGCCCAUCCGAACAACGUCUCUAACGGAAAAGCUGUUCAGAUGGAUGACGAGUAUAUGUCUUUCAGCACAGGGAAAGUUUGUGCAGCAAUGGUUUGAUCAAAAUGAUACGCCAGAAUAUAUCAAGACUUAUCGCUCCAGUUUUCUAGCCCUCGGCCACGCCAUGAACCCGGAUGGAGAUUGGUUUGAUUUUAUCACUAUCGACCCAGCCAUGACUCACGGAUUCAUGGGCCUGGCAGCGGCGAUGCACUGUGCCUUGGUUGACUGGGACGAUAUGACGACGAUAGACUUCCAUCGGUAUGAGACCAUCAAGUCUAUCAACAAACGACUGGUGGUCGAGGGAAAGGGUGAUGCUACGGUUUCGGAUGCCGUCAUCGUAUCCGUAGCCCUGCUGGUCCACGUCGAGGCCUUUAUUGGCUCACUCCCUGCGGCAGCGGCGCAUUUAAAGGGGUUGAGAAAAAUGGUGGAGUUGCGUGGCGGUAUCGAAGUCUUUGGACACACUCUUCUCCUUCAGCGCGCGCUGGCGUGGGCCGACUUUGCUUAUGCAACCGCUUCGCAAAGCCCGCUAUCCUUUUCUUUCAUACCAACACUAGAACCAGCUCUCGACACUUGCGAUCGUUUUGUAUCGCGGUCCAUGAUGAUCAACGCCCUAGCACCAAGUCACCUCGAUGGCGGCCUCGUCAUACACAAUCGUGAGGCCAUUGACCUGUUUGAGCUGAUGUUUUCGAUAACGCAAGCGUCUGUGCAGUUUGGAGGAAAUGAUUCGGUCUCACAGCCACAGAAUCUCGCAGGUCUCGCCGGUUGA